Molecule: messenger RNA, 1606 nt
Organism: Drosophila rhopaloa
Lineage: Eukaryota; Metazoa; Arthropoda; Insecta; Diptera; Drosophilidae
Product: mitochondrial 2-oxoglutarate/malate carrier protein
Exons: 2
Coding region: 452-1405 (317 amino acids)
Biological process (GO): succinate transmembrane transport; phosphate ion transmembrane transport; thiosulfate transport
Molecular function (GO): oxaloacetate transmembrane transporter activity; malate transmembrane transporter activity; succinate transmembrane transporter activity
Source: RefSeq, a predicted model, not a curated record
CACUAACAACAGUCGUCAGAUGUAUUUUUGUUGCUGGCUGCAUUCAAUUUCUCAACUGCAGGCUAAAAAAUAAAUAAAACAAUUGGUGCCAAACAUUCCGCGGCCACGCAACAAAUAGCAGCCAAGCAGCACGUGCCAGUGUCCCAAAAAUAAAACCGGGGAAAAAGCGCCGCAUUUGACAUUGAACAACAUUCGCGGUGCAAAAAUAAAUCUAGGAAAUAAAAUAAAACACACACGAACAAAAACCGAUAUCAGCUGUUCGCAGAGUGCGUGCGGCAGAAAAAAUUCAUUAUUAAUUGUGCCAUCGGACGAGAGAGGUGUUUUCCAUUUUUCUCGGCAUUUUCCACAUUCCCCCGCCAGCGAGUCGAGUUUUCCGGCCAGCAAAAACUGGAAAUUGCAAACAUCGAGCAUUUAUUCAAGUGUUGUGUAAUCAAAUCAAACUUCGGAAAAAAUGAGUGCAACGAAUGUCCAGGAGGCGCCGAAAAAGGCUGUGGCCUCCAAUGCCAUUAAGUUUUUGUUUGGUGGUCUCUCGGGAAUGGGAGCUACGAUGGUGGUACAGCCCCUUGACUUGGUUAAGACCCGCAUGCAAAUCUCAGGAGCUGGAAGUGGCAAAAAGGAGUACCGUAGCUCCUUACAUUGCAUCCAAACUAUAGUUGGCAAGGAGGGACCUUUGGCCUUGUAUCAGGGCAUUGGAGCUGCUCUGCUGAGACAGGCCACCUAUACAACAGGUAGAUUGGGCAUGUACACCUACCUGAACGAUCUAUUCCGGGAGAGGUUCCAGAGGAAUCCCGGUAUUACGGACAGCAUGGCCAUGGGAACCAUUGCCGGAGCCUGUGGCGCCUUUAUUGGAACCCCAGCGGAGGUGGCUCUGGUGCGCAUGACCUCUGAUGGUAGGUUACCGGUUGCAGAGAGGAGGAACUACACGAAUGUGGCCAAUGCUUUGACUAGGAUCACCAAGGAGGAGGGCAUCACAGCUCUCUGGAGGGGCAGUCUGCCCACUGUCGGUCGCGCCAUGGUGGUCAACAUGACCCAGCUGGCCAGUUACUCCCAGUUCAAGACCUACUUCCGCCACGGACCCCUAAAAAUGGAGGAGGGCAUUAAGUUGCACUUCUGCGCCAGUAUGUUGAGUGGUCUGCUGACAACCAUCACUUCCAUGCCUUUGGACAUUGCCAAGACCCGUAUCCAGAACAUGAAGAUGGUCGAUGGCAAGCCGGAAUACCGGGGCACUGCCGAUGUCCUGCUGAGAGUGGCACGUCAGGAGGGAGUCUUCGCCUUGUGGAAGGGAUUCACGCCCUACUACUGCCGCUUGGGUCCACACACUGUGCUGACCUUCAUCCUGCUGGAACAGCUCAACCAGGGAUACAACAAGUAUGUCCUGGGCGUGGAAAAGAGCACUGGCCUGUAAAUCAGCCAUACAAACGAUCAACGAACGAUGAACCAUGCGUGUAUAUACAACGUUAAGUUUGGAACAAACUUAGGGCAUUUAAAUGUCGGCAAUUCCGGUGACAAUAUUACAUGAUAACGAUUAGCUUGAAUGUUGAAACAGUUUUUUGUAGCGCCAUAAGUAUAAAGUGGAUUCUCAAUAAAGCACAAAAUGUUAUAAAAA